Mesorhabditis spiculigera is the source of this 564-nucleotide messenger RNA. NCBI's taxonomy places the organism in Eukaryota, Metazoa, Nematoda, Chromadorea, Rhabditida, Rhabditidae. The record is from the annotation of a GenBank genome assembly.
AUGCGUUCCUUAUUCCUGCUACCGCUUCUGGCUACCGUAUCCCUGGCCUUUGUCAAGGCCACCCCCAAGGUGAUCACCGGUACCACCACGCCGGUUCCUAAGUGCAACUGCAACCAGACGCAAACCUGCCGCGAGUCGAUCAUCUCGGAAGUGAGCCCGUGCUUCGACGAGUGCCACUAUCACCUGGAGGUGCUCGGCAAGUCGGACAGCAACUUCCUCGAGUGCUUCACCGACAAGAACAUCCAAGGCUUCACCAAUGCCGAGAUGUGCCUCCUCGCGGAAAAAGCCCACAAGACCUUCCAAACGUUCCAAUCCUUCUACCACUGCGCCAAGCAUUGCGUCCACAAGAAGAUGCUCGAGUGCCUCGUCAACGUCGAGGAGUGCGUUGUUGAACUCCCGACGCUCGACACCUUCAUGGAGUCGAUGAACAACUGCGCCAAGAACCACAAGCUCGUCCAUCUGAACCUGUGGAACUCGUGCCGUUGCCUGAUCGAGAAGAAGAAGCUCACCCAGCUGACCGGACAGUGCGCCGUCCUCGUCAACCCCUACUACGUUAACAAGUUC